Toxoplasma gondii ME49 is the source of this 2214-nucleotide messenger RNA. RefSeq lists its product as hypothetical. The record is from RefSeq and is a predicted model, not a curated record. The transcript is spliced from 2 exons. Lineage: Eukaryota; Apicomplexa; Conoidasida; Eucoccidiorida; Sarcocystidae. Bases 1 to 2214 code for a protein of 737 amino acids.
AUGGCGACUGCUGAACCUGGGACUCCUUCUGGAGCCGUCGACGCCUCUGGUCGGGAGGCGCAGGCCGCAGCAGCCCCUAGCGAUCUUCACAGUGGCUGGCUGCCUCGCUCUUUCCAGUCAUCUGAUCCUACCUCUUCAUUGUGUCUCCGUCUCGCCGUCGCUGCUCCCUCGCAAGAAGGAAGAAAAGAGGACCUGUCGCCUUCGUCCCCGCCCCCUGCAUCCGCGAACCCUGCACCGCGGAGCUCCUUCCAGGGCCAGCCGCCCCGGUCGCAAGCACCUCGCACUGUCAGCUUCCAGCUUCCCUCUGCUUCAUCUUCUCUGGAGACAUGCUCGUUGCGGCCUCUACCCGCUUCCCCACACGCUCCUCAUUGUCUCUUUUCCUCGACUUCUCCCUCGGCGGCGAGGUCUGCUUCGAUGUCUUCCUGCUCUGCGUCGCCCGGCGCAGCCCCCCUCCACUCGCGGAGCUCCCCCUGUCUCUCCGGACCGCGGUCCUGGUCCCUGUCUCCCGACUCCGCCUACUCCUUGACGCACUCCAUUUCUGCGCCUGUCCCCGAGGCGCUCGCCCUCGACGGAGACAGGGGUGCCGACGCCUUCCGGGGCCUCCUCCGGCGCGUCUCGGACGCCGACUCGGACUGCAGCGGCCAUCUAACUGAAGCCUCUGUGGAGCACGGCUCGUGUUGCGGCUCUCUUUGCAGAGGGUACCACGCACCUACGAAAUGGGACCUGCAUAUGUUCUUCUCGGGCUGUCUGCUCGCGUUCGCGUGUGUGCUCUUCUGCGCCGAACAUGUCGCUGCAGGCCUCGCCCUCUGCGCUCUCGCCGCCGUCGCUCUCGGCCUCGUCCGAGCGCAACGACGCGUCAUAUCUCUCCACCUCUUGCUGCUCCUCACCCUCUGCGCCUGUGUCUUGGCUGCUGCGUGGGCGAUUCGAGAGGCGCGAGAAAUUGAAAGAACGGAGCUUCUGCAGAAACAGGAGAGACUCUUCACUCGACACCUGGCCGCCCUCGAACGGCGUGCAGAGACGCUCAGGGCCUCCGGAGCCGCAGAGGCAGACGUCGCCCGGGAAGCAGCGGAAAUCGAAGAAAGGAGAAGAACUGCGCUCGCCUUGCUCAGACAGGCGGCGAUGCAGACUCGGAAAAACAAGGCAGCGCAUGCACGAGCAGAGAAACCCCUGGAGAAAAGACGACAAGACCAGUUCUUAGCGAGCAGCAUCGCCGUCGUUCUGCUGCUCUUCUCCCUGUUCCUCCUGAACUUUGUGGUGGCCGGGUAUCUAGGCUACUUACCUUUCUACUUCUUCGUGUAUCAGAACCUCACCGUGGCCUUCUUCUCCUUUAGGGGAGCUUACGCGGGGCUUCUGUGCGGAGCGACGCCGGCGAUUUGCUUUCUGCUCUUCUGCCUGAAAGCGUACCUCGCAGCCUGGGUCCUGGUCCCCCUGCUGCUUCUCACCCUGGGCCUCGGCCUCUGCGCCCAAGUGUCUGCUGGUCGUCGUGCGGCGGCUCGCAGGCCCGCGCGGUCGCCCUCGGAGUCAACUGUCUCCUCCGAUGCCCGACAGCUGCAGGCGAGUCCUGAGCCGUGCGAGAAGGCCGAGAGGAGAAGGCGACGAAACUCGCUGCUGCGGCUUAUCUUUGAGACGCUCCUCGUGGUGGCCGUCGCCCUCGUCAUGGUCGUUCACGGGAUCCUGUUACCGCACUGCGUUAGAGAGCUCAACGAGAAGACAGAUGCCGAGGAGAAGCUUCCUUUGGGGGACGGUGCCGAGGCGCAAGAGGCCGGCGACUCGGAGGCCCAGGAUGUCCUUUCUCUCUACAGAGCCGAGGCACUCUUCAGUCUCCUUCUGUGCCAAGAACUUAUUCUCCUGCUCUCGCUUCUUCUGCUGCUCCCGCGCCUCGUGUUGAUGUGCAUGCAGCACCGAGACGCGCGGAGGAACAAGGGGGCGGAGGGCCUUGGGCGGACCCUCGAGAAACCGCGGCGAAGCUCCCUCGCUCUUCUCCUCCUGGGCGCGCCCUGCCCAUCAACCUCAGAGAGAGAGCGCAUGCACUGCAAAAAGGGAGCGACGGACACAGGGCCGAGACAGCCGUUGACACCCAGAAAUCUCGACAUCGAAGAAGGCCAGAAAACAGACAAACGCGAGAGUCAGGCCCUGGACGAUGUCGAGGCGGAGUUCAUAGGCAGAUACGAAGUCCGCCGAAACGGGCGCGACGACUCCUACGAGUUCCGGUGA